This is a messenger RNA of Sphenostylis stenocarpa, 1383 nucleotides long. NCBI's taxonomy places the organism in Eukaryota, Viridiplantae, Streptophyta, Magnoliopsida, Fabales, Fabaceae. The record is from the annotation of a GenBank genome assembly.
AUGGCCAAGCCAGGAGUGUUGGACACUGAUCCAGGGGAGAUGGUGAAGAAGGCCAUAGAGCUGAAGAGGGAGCUUCAGAGGUUGGUGAAGUCCAUUGUAGAUGAUGAGGAUUGCAGCACUGAGACCAUUGAUCAGGCAAAAGAGACUCUCUGUGUUCUCAAAGAGUUGAAACUAAGAAAGAGGUCUUCACUGUCUUUGAAGCUGCACAAGAGGAGUGUGACAUCUUGCCCUGAUGAAUUUAAGUGUCCUCUUUCCAAUGAAUUGAUGAGAGAUCCUGUCAUUGUGGCUUCUGGUCAGACAUAUGAUAGAUCUUUCAUUCAGAAAUGGCUAAAUGCUGGAAACAGGACUUGCCCUCGAACGCAUGAAGUCUUUUCACACACUGUUCUUACACCAAAUCAUCUAAUAAGGGAAAUGAUAGAACAAUGGUCAAAAAACCAGGGGGUUGAAUUGUCAAAUACUGUUCAAUACAUUGAUGAGGAAGGUUUAAACGAAGCAGACCGUGAGCAUUUUCUUUGUUUGCUUAAGAAAAUGUCAUCAACACUUUCUGAUCAGAAGAUAGCUGCAAAAGAACUGCGGAUGUUGACAAAGAAGCAUCCUUGUUUCCGGGUACUUUUCUGCGAUUCUGCAGAUGCCAUUCCCCAGUUGCUCAAGCCAAUUUGUGGGAGUGAUUCGUUCAGUAGUAUACACCCUGAUCUCCAAGAAGAUGUAGUCACAACACUCCUCAAUAUCUCUAUUCAUGAUAAUAAUAAAAAGCUAGUGGCUGAAACUCCCAUGGUAAUUCCUCUCCUUAUGAGAGCAUUGAGAUCUGGAACAAUUGAAACAAGAAGCAAUGCUGCUGCUGCCCUUUUCACUUUGUCAGCUCUUGACUCAAACAAGGAAAUCAUAGGAAAAUCAGGUGCCUUAAAGCCAUUGAUCGAUCUUUUGGAAGAAGGGCAUCCCUUAGCAAUGAAGGAUGUUGCUUCAGCACUUUUUAACAUAUGUGUAAUGCAUGAGAACAAGGCAAGAGCCGUGAAGGACGGUGCAGUGAGAGUGAUUUUGACAAAGAUAAAGAAUCAGGUUCAUGUUGAUGAAUUACUAGCCAUCCUUGCACUUCUUUCAAGUCACCAGAGGGCUGUUCAUGACAUGGGAGACCUUGGAGCUGUGCCUAGCCUGCUAAGAAUUAUCAGGGAGAGUUCAUGUGAACGCAACAAGGAGAAUUGUGUAGCAAUCCUUCAAACAAUUUGUUUCUAUGAUAGAUCAAAGUUGAAGGAAAUAAGGGAAGAGGAGAACAGCCACAAAACAAUCUCUGAGCUAGCACAGAGUGGAACAUCAAGGGCAAAGAGGAAAGCUAGUGGAAUUCUUGAGAGACUAAACAGGGUUGUUAAUAUCACACACACUGCAUAA